Molecule: messenger RNA, 885 nt
Organism: Cyclocybe aegerita
Lineage: Eukaryota; Fungi; Basidiomycota; Agaricomycetes; Agaricales; Hemipholiotaceae
Source: the annotation of a GenBank genome assembly
AUGCCUGACGAACCGAAACACUACACCCCAAUUUCUGAAAUGAUGACGCGUAAACCAGUCUCUGCGCCUGUCGAGUACGGCUCCGGGAACGAUUUCUGGGUCGAAUACUCCUCUGGACUCGUUGAUCUGUCGCGUACGGACCAUCUACCGGCAGAUGGUGGUCUAUGCCACAGUCAGCCUGAGCUCAAGGAACACCAGGCGGAUAUCGACGUCGACGUCGGGCGCACGAUUCGGGUCGAUAAGACUAGGACGGCGCUUAUAGUCAUCGACAUGCAGAAUUUCUUCCUUCAUCCGGACAUUCGAGCGCAUCCUCUAGGUUUGAAGUGCGUCGAGCCGCUAUUGCAAGUCAUCCCACUCCUUCGUGCGAUGGGAAGCAAGAUCCUUUGGGUGAACUGGGGUUUAACAGAGCACGAGCUCAAGACAACCCCGCCGUCCCUCAUCCGUGGGUUCAGAAAGCACAAUGGAGGCGGUUUCGGGUCCGAGCUUCCAGGAGACUUUGGUCGCCUUCUGAUGCGCGAUGAGUACAACUCUGCACUGUACGGUCCUCUCCAGGCCGAAUUCGAGAAGGGUAGACAGGCAGGAACCGAUUUCUGGAUUCACAAGAACCGCAUGAGCGGUUUAUGGGGAUAUCAGACUGCGCUCGACCUGUUCCUGAAAGAAAACGGGAUCACGACUCUGCUCUUCUCGGGAGUCAACACUGACCAGUGCGUUCUUGGUACUCUGGUAGACGCGUACUUUCGGGGAUACGAUUGCAUCGUUCUCAGCGACGCAACGGCAACAACGUCACCCGACGGCGCAUAUGAGAAUGUUAUCUAUAAUGCCGGAGGCAGCUAUGGCUUCGUGACGGAUACAAAGCGAUUGAUCGCUGCGGCGAAGGUACGCUAG